Molecule: messenger RNA, 4657 nt
Organism: Ricinus communis (castor bean)
Lineage: Eukaryota; Viridiplantae; Streptophyta; Magnoliopsida; Malpighiales; Euphorbiaceae
Exons: 15
Coding region: 403-4284 (1293 amino acids)
Source: RefSeq, a predicted model, not a curated record
GUAUAAUACAAGCCGGCUCCACACUUUUUAUCCCCAAAGUACCCUUAGCUCUUCUUCUCAUUCCAUUUUUUUCAAUACCCAAAAAUAAGGACAAAACAGUAAUCUUCUAAGGACCAAUUUCCAUUGCCGAUCAAAACUCAGGGCGCCUCGUCCUCCAAUGGCUCUUUGUACGAACCUUCGAUUUCGAGCUCAAAAAUUUUGAUAUCAGAAUUCGAAUCUUGAAAUCACUCAAUCUUCACUUCUCGUGGCGCUAUUUAGCAUUAUUUUAACUAUUUAAGGUGCAUUGCGGUUUACUGUCUCAAAGGCUCAAAUUGGUCUUUAUGCGUGGCAGUUCUAUAAUCUUGUCAUGCAUUAUUGUAUUUAUUGGGCUUGCAAUACAAAGGAUGUGAGGAAACCAAGGCAAUGGCAACAUCUAGUAAGUUUGAUCCGUCUUCUGAUAGCCCGGAUAGGCCAUCAUACACCGGUGGGCAGCGUGGACCCCACUUAACUGCUCAGUUGGACAGAUCCGGUAGCUUUCGCGAGAGUAUGGAGAACCCGAUCUUAUCUUCUCUGCCAAACAUGACAAGAAGCAGUUCUGCAUUAGCACAGGGAGAUGUGGUAAAUUUCUUUCGAUGUUUGCGCUUUGAUCCAAAGGACCUGGUGGCUGCUGAACAUAAGUCUAAUCGCCAAGGAGACUUUAAACGGCACUUGAAUGUUGCCCUUGGCAUUUCAUUGGAUGAUACCCCAUCUGGUCCUUUGAAAGGCAAAAUACCUGCACCGGAGGAAAUCAAGCGGGUUAAGGCUGGCCUGCGUGAAAGCAAUGUUAGGGCCAGGGAACGGCAGAAGAUUUUUAAUGAAGCCUUAUCUGUAUUCAACAAUUUUUUUCCAAGCAUCCCCUCAAAGAAAAGGUCUAGAUCAGAAGGAUUUUCUAGUGAUCGGCCUAAUGCCUUGUUAUCAAAUGAUCGAUCAGUUAUGGGGCCAAACAUUGGUAAAAUGGGAAUUCAUAAUCAUGUUGUCGGUGGUGGUUUUGAACUUGAUCAUCAAAAAUCGGAGGAAAGAACCAAAAAUGUUGUUCCAAACAAGCGGACGCGAACCUCCUUGGUGGAUGUGAGGAGCAAUUCUCUUGUCAGGCUAUCUGGUAGUGUAGAUAGAGAUAGGGAAAUGCUAAGGCUUGCAAAUAGUGGUGCAAGUCAGGGUGAUGAUCGAAGUUUAUCAAUUGGAGCUGAUGGUUGGGAAAAGACAAAAAUGAAGAAGAAGCGUUCUGGGAUAAAGCCAGAUGUUUCUCCAAGUGUAGUGUCAACUAAACCCAAUGAUGGAUAUCGGGAGCCCAAACAGGGAACGCAGCCAAGAUCUGUUACUGAGGCUCGAUCAAGGUUGAAUAGUGACUCCCAUGGCUUCAGUUGUAGGCCUGGAGUUGCUAAUGGCACUGUAAACAUUGGAAAAUCAGAUGGUAUCUCACAGUCAACAGGUUUGAGUAUGCGGUCAUCCAUCCCUAGGACUGAUAUGGACAGUAGUUCUCUUCUUAAUGACAGAAGGGAACGUCCUAUUGGUUCCGAUAAGGAAAGAGUGAAUCUUAGAGCUGUUCAUAAAGCAAAUGUUCGUGAUGAUUUUAACUCGGCUAGUCCCACGUCAAGCACAAAAAUGAAUACAUCUACACGAGGUCCUCGAUCAGGUUCAGGCAUCGCCCCAAAAUUAUCUCCAGUUGUCCAUAGAGCAACUGCUCCGAAUGAGUGGGAGCUUUCUCAUUGCUCAAACAAACCACCUGCUGUUGGAGUUAAUAAUCGCAAACGCACGGCAUCAACUCGGUCUUCAUCUCCACCUGUUGCCCAUUGGGCUGGCCAGAGGCCACAAAAGAUUUCCCGUGCUGCAAGACGGACAAAUUUGAUUCCAAUUGUUCCAAAUAAUGAUGAAAGUCCUGCUUUGGAUACAGUUUCUGAUGUUUCUGGUAGUGAACUUGGAUUGGGAUUUGCCAAGCGUUUGACUGGCAAUUCCCCUCAGCAAGUUAAGUUAAAAAGUGAGCCUGCUUCUUCGGCCGCAUUAUCUGAAAGUGAGGAAUCAGGGGCUCCUGAGAUUAAAUCUAAAGAUAAGGGUAAAAGGUCUGAUGAGAUAGAUGAGAAGGCUGGACUGAAUGUUCUAAAGGUAUCUACUCUGGGUCUGCAGUCAAGAAAAAAUAAGCUUGUUACUGGGGAGGACCUUGGAGAUGGAGUACGGAGGCAAGGGAGGACUGGACGGGGUUCCACAACAAGGUCUCUUAUGCCAAUGUCAGUUGAGAAGGUUGGCAAUGUGGGAACAGCUAAACAGCUUAGAAGUGCCAGACUUGGUUUCGAUAAAAAUGAAAGCAAGACAGGUCGUCCACCUACUAGAAAACUUUCUGACCGUAAGGCAUAUAAGCGUCAAAAGCAUACAAUGGUCAAUGCAGCAGCAGAUUUUCUUGUUGGCUCAGAUGAUGGGCAUGAAGAGCUAACUGCUGCUGCAAGUGCUGUAAUUAAUCCUGUUCAUGCAUGUCCCAACCCAUUUUGGAGGCAAAUGGAGUCAUUCUUUGGUUUUAUAUCUGAUGCUGACAUUGCUUGCCUGAAGCAACAGGGGAAUGUUGAAUCUACUGCACCAUCACCUGCACAGGUUUCAUCUGAGAUAAAUAUUUGCAGUACUGUCCCUAAUGGGUAUGGAUUGAUUGAACAUGAGGAAGAAAUGGGGCUUACCACUGAAAAAAGGCUUUCUGAACAGUUAGUGCCAGGAGCAAGAGACAUUUCCCUAUAUCAGAAACUUAUUGCAGCUAUAAUUUCGGAGGAGGAUUGCGCUCACGUAAAUAGAGACCUGGAAUUUGUUACUUAUGAAACUGGAUUUGAGCUGGAUGGGGAGCUGGGAUCAAAUGGUUUGAAUCAUGUAGAUAACUUUAAGUUUUCUGGACAUACUGCAUUUAAUGGAUAUACAAUGACUGGGAGGAGAGAACAUGAUGAGGCAGAAAUUGAUGCAUUAGGUUUCCCAUCCAUGGGAAUAUGUUCAAACUUCAAUCGCUCUGCAAAUGGUUUACUUCUUGACCAGGCAUUGAUUCCUGGCACAGUCUGUCCAGAUUUUCAGUAUGAAGAUACGCAAAUAAAUGAAAAUCUUCGUCUGGAGGUUCAAAAUAUUGGGAUUUACUCAGAACCAAUGAUGGAAGAUGAGGAGAUUGGCGGGGAGGUUAGCAGCUUAGAGGAGAAGUACCGGGUCCAGGUUUCAAAGAAGAAAGAAUUGCUAGAUAAACUGUUGAAAUCUGCCUCAGCCACAGACGAACUUCAAGAAAAGGAACUUGAACAGCGUGCUCAUGACAAACUUGUUACAAUGGCUUACGAGAAGUAUAUGGCUUACUGGGGUCCUAGUGCCACUGGUGGGAAGGGUUCCAGCAACAAAAUAGCUAAGCAAGCUGCCUUAGCUUUUGUGAAACGGACAUUAGAACGAUGUCGUACAUAUGAAGAUACAGGGAAAAGCUGUUUCAGUGAACCCUUAUUUAGGGAUAUGUUUCUUUCUAGGUCUUCCCACCUUAGUGGCAGAAGAUCAUUGAGUACUCCUGUGGAUGGGGAAUCUGGGAAACUUUAUGCGAAUGCCUCAAGCCGCUCUCUAGAGGCUAGAAUUUCAGCUUCUAUGGGUCCGCAGUCAAGUCCUCGAACUUCUCGGUUGAGUCAGAAUGGGGAUGGCUAUGUUCCUAAUUCUUCUGACUUGCUUCCACCUGUAAAUCGUUCAUCUGAACAAUCUACUGGUAAAGAAGAUUCAUGGUCAAAUAGGGUGAAGAAGAGGGAAUUGCCGCUUGAUGAUGUUGGUGGUAUGGUAGGUACUUCAAGUGCCCCCUCAGGAAUUGGGGUGUCUCUAUCAAGCAGUACAAAAGGAAAGAGGAGCGAGAGAGAUAGGGAGGGAAAGGUUUUAUCUAGGAAUGGAACUCAUAGAAUUGGUCGGCCAGCAUUGUCAAAUAUUAAGGGGGAGAGGAAAUCUAAAACAAAGCCCAAACAGAAAACUCAAUUAUCUGUUUCUGUAAAUGGCCUUCUUGGCAAGAUGUCAGAGCAACCUAAACCAGCAUUUCCCUUGGAGGCAAAGUCUGGUGAUAUUAGAUCUAGUAGCAAUGGCAAGGGAAAAGAUGGUUUUGGCUUGGAUUCAUUGGAUGAUCCCGAGGCUAUUGAUUUGUCCAGCCUGCAGCUACCGGGAUUGGAUGAUGGCCAAGGGCAGGAUCUGGGUUCAUGGUUGAACAUUGAUGAUGAUGGAUUACAAGACCAUGACGACUUCAUGGGUCUUGAAAUCCCAAUGGAUGACCUAUCAGACUUAAAUAUGAUGGUUUAAAAUCUUUCUCUGUAUAGUCUUGUUCAUUAUACUAUUGACAAAGAAAACAUAAUCACUGUUGUCAAGAAAUGACCAGUUACAUGGAUGGUCAUUUGGCUGCGGGUCCACAGUUAGGUUAUAUAGAUUCUUUGGUAGACUUUACAAGAUUUUCAAGUGAACCUUUCAGAUGCUUUGGGUUUUCUUCCUGUGUUAAGUUGUUAACUUCGACUGUAAAGAUCUUUUGUUCAAGGUACAAGUUAGCAUGUCACAAAUUAGUACGUUGUAGCCUUUACAUCCCAGCAAACACUGUAUCCUGGCUGUAGCUUUUACAAAUCAGAGAACAAUGCCUCUUGUACAUACAUUCUAUAUUCUAAUAAAAUCUGCUUUUUAUUCA